UCAAAUUUUAACUCCGGACCUGAUCAAUUGUAAUCAAGGACAUUAGUUAGAUAAACCGCUCAAUGUAUAUAAAGUGUAAAUUGUUUCAAGCGGUAUUCUUAGUAGUUACUUACUGCUUGUUACAGUUUGGUUCGUGUACAGAAACAUUACAAGAAAACCGAACAAUGGCUCCAGUAGUUGAAAGAGUAGCCCCCAGUGUUGAACUUGGAGAAGGCCCACAUUGGGAUGUCGCCACCCAAUCCUUGUACUACGUGGACAUCUUCGGCAAGGCCAUCCACAGAUACGUACCAGCCACCAAGAAGCACACCAAAGCAAUAAUCGGAACCGGCCCCGUCUCCCUUAUUAUACCGGUGGAAGGACAAAAGGACAAGUACUUGAUCAGUAUCGGACGUACUUUGGCCGUCGUGACUUGGGACGGUGAGAGCGAUAAGGUGUCCGACACGGUGGUACUGGCAGAAGUGGACAACACUCCGGACACCCUGGACAACAGGUUCAACGACGGAAAGUGCGACCCCUCCGGUCGCCUGUGGGCAGGUACUAUGGGAGGAGAACCCGUUUUGGGACAAGUAAAACAGGAAAAGGCGGCACUAUUUACGUUGGACAACAAACAGAUCAAGACCCAUCUCACCAAAAUCGGCAUCUCCAACGGCUUAGCCUGGACUCCGGACAACAAAACUAUGUACUACAUCGACUCCCACAAAGGAUACGUGGAGCAAUUCGACUUCGAUAUCAAUAAAGGAACAAUAUCCAACAGCAAGAUCAUCUUCACACCAGCCAAGCACGGAAUCGACGGAGCUUUGGACGGUAUGACCAUUGACACAGAUGGUAACCUAUGGAUUGCCAUCUUCAACGGCUACAGAGUAAUCCAAAUCGACCCCAGAAAACCCGAGACGUUACUUCAGACCAUCCCCAUUCCAGCUAAACAAACAACUUCUGUGGCUUUUGGUGGUCCUAACUUGGAUGAAUUGUACGUAACCAGUGCUUCGUUCACGGUUGGAGGCGUUGAAUUGCCCCCACCUGAUCAUGGAGCUACCUUCAAGGUGACAGGAACUGGUGCCAAAGGAUAUCCAGCUGUCAACUUUGUAUUCAAGUAUAUUCUAGAAAUGGUUCCAAUGAUAGAAAAGAUUGCUCCAAAAUGUACAUUGGGUGAAGGGCCACAUUGGGAUGCAGCAACCCAAAGUCUUUACUAUGUAGAUGUUAUGAAAAAAGCAAUUCACAAGUAUGUUCCAUCUACAAAAAAACAUACUCAAGUUGUUGUGGGGCCUGACAAUACAUCUAUAGUUAUACCAAUUGAAGGCAAACCAAAUAAAUUCGUUGUCACCACCGGUAGAAAACUGGCUGUUGUCACAUGGGAUGGCCAAAGUGACAAGAUAUCAGAUAUAGAAGUAUUGGCUGAGGCCACUUCUGUUGGACCAUUCAAUGACGGAAAGUGCGAUCCUUCUGGUCGUCUGUGGGCAGGAACAUUGGGUCAUCCUAUUGACAAAUUAGAAGUAAAAAAUGCCAAUGGAUCUUUGUAUAGUUGGUCAAAUAAUGAGCUUAAGGCGCAUUUGUCUGGAAUAUCCAUUGCCAAUGGUUUAGCCUGGAGUAUGGACAAAACUUUGUUUUACUACAUUGAUAGUAGCAAAGGAUAUGUUGAGCAGUUUGACUUCGAUGUCAAGAAUGGAAAGAUUUCAAAUGGAAAAGUAAUAUUUACACUUGCCAAACACGGAUUAGAAGGAAUUUUGGAUGGUAUGACCAUCGAUACCAAUGGCAAUUUAUGGAUAGCUGUUUUCAAUGGUAGUUGUGUUAUUCAAAUUGAUCCCAGGAAACCGGAAACUUUACUAGAAACGAUUGCGAUGCCAGUUAAACAAGUUACAUCGGUCACUUUUGGUGGUGCAAACUUAGACGAGCUUUAUGUUACAAGUGGAUCGUGGUCUAUUGAUGACGAAGAUCUUUCAGCUCCAGAACAUGGGGCUACUUUUAGAAUAACCGGGUUGGGGGUUAAGGGAUUAACAGGAGUCCCAGUAAAAUUAUAAAGCGUUUUAUUGAUUUUAACAGAAUCCAAAAUUUCCUAAUUAAUUUUUAUUGUUAACUAUGGUUAUACUCGUAUAUUAUAGAUUAUGGAUUAUG
Aethina tumida (small hive beetle) is the source of this 2109-nucleotide messenger RNA. RefSeq lists its product as uncharacterized. NCBI's taxonomy places the organism in Eukaryota, Metazoa, Arthropoda, Insecta, Coleoptera, Nitidulidae. The transcript has 11 exons. The record is from RefSeq and is a predicted model, not a curated record. Bases 63 to 2015 code for a protein of 650 amino acids. Gene Ontology annotation, molecular function: gluconolactonase activity; calcium ion binding. Gene Ontology annotation, biological process: L-ascorbic acid biosynthetic process.